Gracilinanus agilis (Agile Gracile Mouse Opossum) is the source of this 1830-nucleotide messenger RNA. It is a transcript of the gene ZNF185, whose product is annotated as zinc finger protein 185 with LIM domain. The coding region runs from base 1 to 1830 and encodes 609 amino acids. The record is from RefSeq and is a predicted model, not a curated record. The transcript is spliced from 20 exons. Lineage: Eukaryota; Metazoa; Chordata; Mammalia; Didelphimorphia; Didelphidae.
AUGAUGCCUUUUGGAAAGAUCCCCAAAGGAUUUGCUUCCCAUUCUGGAGAUGAGGAUCGGAAAAAUGUCAUCAAACAAAUGAAAGUCCGAGCCAUCAUCAAAGGUGAUAAGAGCUGGAUUCACAAACCAAAUGAUACAGAAGGUCAGACCAUAGAGUUACCUCCAAGCAAGGAGCAUUGCCCAGCUACACCUCCACUCAUAACGACCUGGAAGGACAGACCUACAGCUACCAAGCCUUCAGCAGGCUACAUUAUCAGGGGCGUGUUCACCAAGCCAGUUGACAGCACACCUCUGCCACAGAGCCAAUUCCUGACUACUUUUGAAAAACCCAAAAGAUCUACAUUUCCAUCAAAAGCUCUCAGUGCCAGCCUGCCCCGGCUCUCGGGUUCCAGCUAUAAGAUCAAUGAUGACUUCAGCAAGAAGAUGGUUGAAGCUGUGGAAGAGGAAGCCCCUCCCGAGAGAAGUCAGACUCUGCCAGCUUUGACAAGACAGCUUUUUGGCCUCAACAGUGGGAAGAGAGAAGAAACUCGAACUCUACAGGGCCGUGACCCUAAACAGGAAUCCACUCUUCUUGACCUUUCCCCAGAAAGCAAUCGGAAGAGAGCUUUCUUGGACUGUAGGGAAAGAGUUGUUUCCAGCAAUAGAACAAACCAUCACAGAGAAGAGAACAAAGAUGCCCAUCUCGAUGCCGACAGGUCAAGCACCUGGUCAACUGACAGUAACCACGGCUCUACUGGUUCCCAGCAUGAUCUGGAUGAAGAAGUUACCUCAAAGAAAGGGACUCCAUUCCUUUAUAGUGACCGAUUCAUCAGUAGCACUCAAGGGGGAGCCUAUGAGGGCCCUGCUAAACUGCAACCUGUCGAACACAAGGAACUAAGCCAACCUGAUAUGCAGUCUCAAGAAAGCAAUAUUCGAAAGAUGCCUCUGGUUCCACCUGUGUCCAGGGAAUGCAGAAUCCCCUAUUGGAAUUUAGCACGGUUUGGCUCAGAGGAAUGUGGUGCGUUUUCUCCAGAUGACCAGUACAAUCGUCCCAUGAACCUACAAUACUGCAUACCCAUCAAGAAUACCUCAAAAUAUGCCUCUGCCUCCAAUCUUACCACCACUGGAAAGAGAUAUUCAGCCAAACCAGAUGAUGCUAUUCCACCUGAACCCCGGAGAUUUGCAGCACCCUCUGCCGGCACUGCCAACCAGAGAUUUGAAACUCUGCCCAAUGUGGAAGAUAUGAUGACAUCUGACCACAAGAGCUCCCUCUCUGGUUAUGAGGAGAGAAGUGUUACCACCAUAGUCAGAGAAGCCAGAUGGGACAAUACUGGACGUGUUGGAGCCAAGGAUGGCACCCACCCAGAAACAAAAAUUCGCUACAAUGACUAUCGAGUCAUCACUCCAGACCCUGGCCUCCAGAUGCCUCUGAAGGGCAGUAGAAAAGAUUCCAGCUCCAGAAGGAGCGUCUCUACCUCAGGGGAAAGAACAUCCAUGGGUGGUACAGCUGCUAGCGCUCAAGACGGUGCCUCACUUUUGGACUGUGAACCAUCUUCUAAUGCUUCCAACAAAAAUAUUCUCUUGGUGAAGGAGUAUAUGAAUGUUCGAGAGCCACCAUAUGCUAGGCCUUCUAUACGCUUAAACAAGAUGAGUGGUGGUGUUACCUGUACAUAUUGCUGCAAAGAGAUCAGAUCUGAGCCCAAAAUUACUCUGGAGCACUUGGGCAUCUGCUGCCAUGAAUAUUGCUUCAAGUGUGGGAUUUGUAAAAGGAAGAUGGGCAAUAUGCUGGACCAGGUGUACAUCCACAACGGAAUUAUUCACUGUGACCAGUGUUAUUCAAGACUCUUCUAG